This is a messenger RNA of Musca vetustissima, 954 nucleotides long. RefSeq lists its product as uncharacterized. Lineage: Eukaryota; Metazoa; Arthropoda; Insecta; Diptera; Muscidae. Gene Ontology annotation, molecular function: chitin binding. The record is from RefSeq and is a predicted model, not a curated record. Bases 1 to 954 code for a protein of 317 amino acids. Gene Ontology annotation, cellular component: extracellular region. The transcript is spliced from 2 exons.
AUGCAUUACAAAUUGUUGGGGAAUUGUGUAACAUUGCUGUUAGUUCUUCUCCGGGUCACGUGGGCGCUCGAUUUCCCGGAAUGUGCAAAUGUAACGGAACCGGACGUUUUCGUUGCCAGCUUUCGCAGUUGUGCCAAAUAUGUUUAUUGUAGUGGUGAUGCCUCGUUUGAAGGUGAAUGUUUGGGUGGUAACUACUUUAAUCAGGCCCAGGGUAUUUGUGAUGACCCGGAAAAUGUAAGCUGUGACAUUGUGGCCGGCGCUGAUGUUACCAGCAUUUUUGAUGAUAAAUUUCAAAAAGCUGAUAACGUUUUGGAAGAGAAUGUAACUGAUGAUCUACUAGAGGAGGAUGAAGAAGAGAGAGGAGGUACAGGUAAUGCGAUUGAAAUCGGUGAUGUUGCGGAAACCGGUGCAGAACCGGAUGCGGAGGUUGAAGUAGAAGAGGAAAAUGUUCCGAGUGCAAAUGCUGAAGAUCACCAACCACUUAGUGUAUUCACAAAUCCGGAGGCUAGAAAGUGUUCUCGUUUUUCAUCCACUGCCGUUCGUCAUAUACCCCACCGUGAGUCAUGUUCGGCAUUUUUCACCUGUUACAAUGGCAUGGUUAUACCGAUGUUGUGUCCGAGGAAUUUAUUCUUUAAUGCUGAAACGGAAAAAUGUGAGUCGCAGCUGCCAGCGAAUUGUAAGUUACGCUACUCCGUCCGGCUAAACUGCCAAAAGGGUGUCUACGACUAUAUGCCUCAUCCCCAGAAGUGUGAAUAUUAUUAUUACUGUAUCAAUGGAUUCCUGAUGAUGUUGCGUUGCCCCUAUGGUUUUCUAUGGCAUUUUGAACGGCGAACAUGUGUUCGCCAAUCAUUGGCCAAAUGUUAUAAGGAAUCAGCAGUGCUAAUGGCUGCACAACAAACGCAUGUUUAUCGUAUACGCAACGAGGAUAUGAGAAAUUCCACAAAAAUAAUGUAA